Penicillium cosmopolitanum is the source of this 2364-nucleotide messenger RNA. RefSeq lists its product as uncharacterized. Lineage: Eukaryota; Fungi; Ascomycota; Eurotiomycetes; Eurotiales; Aspergillaceae. Bases 1 to 2364 code for a protein of 787 amino acids. The transcript is spliced from 8 exons. The record is from RefSeq and is a predicted model, not a curated record.
AUGGUUGGCGUUUGUAGAUGGAUCUGGGGGAUUAAGCCAGCGUCUGAUCUUAUCAGUUCGUUGCCUGGAUACUGGGACUCUGUUGUCGACAGGCCCGCUAGUGACUCCGAGCGAAAGGCCAAACGCGCAAAGCGGGAUGAAACAGGCUAUCACAAGAACCGAAAGCGCUAUCUCGAAGAUGAAUGGCGUGAUGCGUAUCAUCAUGGUGGUAUAGAGCGCCAUGAGGUCCACAAGCGUUGGUUCGGUGAGGAUAUCCUCAACUGGCUCGGUCAAUUGAUCACUACUGGUGAAGCCGAGGCCACCAAGGAGCUCAACCAUAAGGCUCAGGCGAAUAUUCGAUCAUCCAUCACAGCCUCGAUUGAUGUUGAGACCUCUUUCGGUAUAACCAUUAUCACCACCCUCAAGGAGGGCAUGGAUCUCAGCAGAUCCUACCUUUACUUCAGAAACGCCGGAGAGGUUGAAGCUAGGUUUGAACUUGACGCCGUUGCUUCUCUGACGUACUCGACCGGUGAUAUCAAGCUGCUCGAUCUCGACGACUUCCCCGGCGCAACCUUCCGCGUGCCUGGAGUUGUUACGGUCGGUCCGAACCUCGCAGUCUAUGCCUCUGCAGAUGCCUCGAUUGUUCUAGCGGGACAUCUGGAAGCAGACGUUACUCUCGCAUCCUGGGAAAUUCAACAGACCUACCCUCAAAACGAUGAAUACCCAGAAAAAGCCCUCGAUGAGCCCGACCGUGAGGCUAAGACCAUUGGCAAGCCCCAUUUCGAUGCCUCUGUCUCUGCCAACGGCGAGAUUGCCUUGCAUCUGAAGCCAACUGUCAGCUUUGGAAUUGACUUCGAUGACCGCUGGAAGAUACCCCGGUGUUCCGUUGAUCUUGUCCUGGAUGGAUAUGUGAUCGGACAUGCGGAAGAUUCCUACUCACUCAACGGGGACAACAGCUGCCCAUUCAGCUAUGGUAUUGAUGCUGGUUCAAAGAUGUACGCUCAGCUUGACGCCCCUGAGGAAUUUGGUUGGGGCGACGAUCUCCGAGUCACGCUCGCAGAGGUGCCCAGGAAGCAAAUCACGCCUUCAACCUGCGUUGGUGAGAAGGGCAAGCGAACUUUGCUAGGCUAUGAAGCAUAUAAUUCUUCCGUGGAAGACUCUUCCUCGCGUAGAACUGAAUACAUGCCUAUGCCUGUUUCUCAUUUCAUUGCCAAGCGUGACACACUUACCCUUGGCCCUCUGGUCACGAUCGCCGAUGACUUCCUUAAUUGCCCUGUCAGUGACAGCGAUGACUCGAAACGAGAUGUCUCUUCUCUGUUCGGCCGUGACGAUGAUAGUGGUUCUUGUCCUAUCUACCCAUCCCCAGAUAGUGGAAAGUGCUACGAUACAGAUUCGUUCCUUUUCGACCGCGCUUCUGACCCACAAGAGCCUAAAAAGAUGAGUCUCAGCUUCUAUGAUAACAACAAGAAAUUUAUAUAUUUGAGGUAUCCCCGGUGUAACGCAAAGAACGACGGGCCGACGGGUGUGGCGAAGUGGUAUCUUCCCGAGUUUAUGCUAUCCAGCUCACAAGAUAUCAACGACAACAGAAGCAAAUUGCCCGCGAAGGACUUCCGCACGGAGCACGUCUUCGAGGUACAUCUGGUCAAGCAUUUCCUUGAGUGGGUGUGCGGAGGAAAGGAAUCCAAAUAUAGAGGUCUUGGCGAGGUUCCUUUCCCUAAGAAAUGGACACGUCCUGACUCGACUUGGUGCUCGGAGGUGUUUGGAGGUUCUAGUGGCGGAAUGACUUGGUCGAGAAAUAAUGGGCCCAAAAUGAACUGGGUCCAACAUACCGCUGAAUUCCUCGGAAAUGGCCAAUCGCUUGACCUGCUCGUCAUGUAUCACGAAAAGCCCAACGGAGUCAAAGAGGUUAUUACCGAAGGAAGGAAGUCUAGCCUCCCUAAGGACGACCCCAGCAACGGUUACAUCGUUGAGCCAAAAGAGAUAGCGGACAAGGUCAUGAUGACUGCUACUAACAAGCCAAACGGACAGGCCCUCAAGCCAGACGAUACCCCCCGGGGCCUCAAACACUGGGGUCUGCGUACCCUAUGGGCCUACUGGAUUGACAACCAUCUGGCCAAGAUUGAGCAGAUUCAGGCGGAUUGGCACAAGACCGCUAAGGACCAGAUCAGUUCCAUAAAAGAUAAGACGGACCCGAAAAAGACAGACGCUGUCCCGAAGAAGUUCGCAGACAUCACCAUGACUACUGGAGACGCAGCAGUGGGAAAAUUCAAGUUCCCAACGUCCAAUGCGGGUAAACCGCUUCCUGGUACUGCGACAAGUGCAUCAAAUGACGAAAGCAAGUACGGAAUGUGGGGAGGCAACCAGCUAGGAAAGCUGGGCCUGUAG